This is a messenger RNA of Prorocentrum cordatum, 177 nucleotides long. The record is from the annotation of a GenBank genome assembly. NCBI's taxonomy places the organism in Eukaryota, Dinophyceae, Prorocentrales, Prorocentraceae.
GGCCCGGGUGGCAGCAGCGUCACUUUCCGGCGCUGCAGCGGCGAGGACCCGAGCGGCGAGGCCGAGUGCGACGCCAUGGCGCUGCUGGACGCGCCCGCCGGCGCUCCCCGGCCCAAGCCUUCCAAUGCUAGGAACGGCGCGCCCCUCGCCUGCGAUGGCGCAGACGCGCUGCCAUAA